Molecule: messenger RNA, 1027 nt
Organism: Nothoprocta perdicaria
Lineage: Eukaryota; Metazoa; Chordata; Aves; Tinamiformes; Tinamidae
Gene: CCDC167
Product: coiled-coil domain containing 167
Exons: 4
Coding region: 1-393 (130 amino acids)
Source: RefSeq, a predicted model, not a curated record
AUGGGCAAGAAGCGAGGCGGGCAGAGCGUGGCGUGCGCGCCAUGGAGGCGGGAGGUGGAGAGGCUGGGCGUCCUUCCCUUCGGAGCAGGGGCAGCCCCGUGGUGGUUGGGAGAAGCAGCGAGUGACUGCUGUGUUUUGCAGAUCGACGGGCUGGAGGAGAAGCUGGCGCUGUGCAGGCAGAGCAUGGAGGAGGUGGAUCUGAGACUGCGCCGGGAGCAGCUCAGCCCCGAGGGCAGAAAAUCACUGGAGAGAGAGAAAAAUUUACUAAUGACCAAAGCUGACAACUAUGAAAAGGAACUGAGGGUGCUUCGCAAGGAAAAUCGCAAGAACGCUGCCUUCGCYGUGGCCAUGGGGCUGCUGAUUGCUCUUAUUUAUGCCUGCUGGACAAUGUGACUGCACUCCUGGAUUCUCCCUGCUGACUGCCCAGCUCUCCUGCAAGGAGCUCUCCUCUCACCAGCAGUGCCUCCCUCCCAUUUCACAGUGCUGAUCUCAUUUAGCCUCCCUAAGCCUCAUUGUGGGGAUGCUYUCUCUCCAAGAGCUGGGGGGCUGGGAAGCAAACGAGAAAUCAAAACACACUUGUGAAAAGAAAGGAGGUCAAGCAGGGUUCCAGGUAGGGCCCUUUUACCCAAUAUGCAGUCAAGGCCCUCUUGGCUGGUACAGAAACGACCUCUCCMGGCUGCAGACAAGUGCUUUCGGGGCCACUUCCUUGGUUGCUGCAUCUCAGCAACAGGCUGAAGAGACCAAGCGCUCUGAAAGGGAAGCCUGGGAAUUGUGCACUCAAAGACACAAACAGCCCCUGAGCUGAUGCUAAGUAAAAUCCUUCCUCGGAAGGACAGACAGACAGGACCAGAGGAAUCCUUCCUCCACAAAAUCAGGUGGGAUGUGAGCAUCUCUCUCGCUGCAAGCAAGAAGCAGCCAACUUGAGAUCUGGUGCUUGGACUAUGAAAGAUCUGCCUACCUCUCUUGUACCUGAGUUUGUUAACCGUUCUGUGCCUCUGAGGAUCAGCAUUUGUCUAGAGGAGUUUGC